CAGAUGUUCUAACAUGGCGACCUAGAGAGGUGCAGGGAAUUCCCUCGAUAUAAGUUUGGAGUUUGGACAUUUGACAACCCGUAGUCUACAAGCAGACAUGAGAAUUGCCUGUAGGAUUUAAUUAGCUGAUUUUUCAAUCAUGGUGGAUUUUUACCAUUAUGUGAGGUUUGUGAUCGCAGCAGUUACUGAAUGAUUCGAGACCCACUUUUGAAAACGUCUUUUCUCAAACAAUGCCGUGAGAACUCGGAGUGACUCAUGGGCAUCCCUCUUUAUUUGUGAGACAUGACAGACAUUUCAACAACUUUUUUUGUGUUUAUCGGCCUCUAGAUGAUGAUACGCUCAUACGUUUAUGUUUUGUUUGUGCUUUGAUCUGGAGGUUUUCGUGUGCUAAAGUUUGGACAAUGCCAUCACGGACUGUGUGUUUUGUGUGCGGCAGUGUGGGCGCCGAACUCUCUAUUCAUAUCAAGUCGAGAGACAAAGGACCCUACUUCCCUUUUCUGGAGCACCAUGAUCCGCCCAAAGGUUCCCGUCUGCCAGGCCCAGAUGGUCUCGUAGACAGCUGUAGAGUGUGCUAUGCUUUUCUAACACAGCAGUGGGAAGCGUAUGAGAGAAGCAAAACUCCCGCCAUCAAAAGACUGUAUUGGUUGAAGAGGGCUGACAAUGGUCAUUUUACAGGCGCUGAAAUGAAGCUGCAAGGGGAAUAUAUGGCUCAAGUAAUGGGUUUACAAUAUCAGACGACCAGUGACUCUUAUAAUCCUUCUUCAUCACCAGAGAGACCCUCUUACUCUCGAGAUGGAUAUUUAAUUUCCAGCAACCAUCACUCCAGGGACCCACCUCGAAGUCACCACCCUGUUCACCAAGCACCCGAUGGAGCUCUUGACCUGUCAGUUGGACCUACCAAAGUUGUGACUGACAUGGCGCGAGCUGGCCACAGCCAACGUCAUGUUGUUAGAGAUUCUUUCACCUGUUUUACUUGUGGGAAAGAAAAGCAGAUAUCAAAUUGUAAGCUUGCAUCAGCAAUAAGACAGGCUGGAAGUGAGCCCUAUUUUCCGUUUCUCGAAAAGAUUGUCCCACCAAGGGGCGCAUCAUCGAUAAGUAGCCAGGGACUGGUGCAGUUAUGUGAACAUUGUUUUACAUCAUUGUUUCAACAAUGGCUAUCUUAUGAGAGGGCUGGGGUGCCCCCUAGUGCAAGAAUGUAUAGUGUGGGUGAUGAUCACAUGACUGCUAAGUCCCAUAGUGUACGUGAAAUGCGUGAAUCAUAUGAGAAGGAAAAAACAUCUGAUGCGGAGACAUGUUACCUGUGUGGCCAGUCAUAUCCCAUAAAGUCCAUUAGACCCCUCUACACUAUUCCAUCCCAAGAAAAUAAACUUGUUAUGUAUUUUCCCUUUAUAAGGGAACUGAGACGGCCACAUGGAUCACGUCCCUUGAACCCUGAUGGAACCGUCCUAGUUUGCCAAAAUUGUCAUCAUAAUCUCCAAAGCCAGUGGUGUCAUUAUGAAGCCAAAAAGAUUCCUUUAAUUCAGAGAAGAUACUCAUUAUUGCCAGUCAGUGGGUCGUACACAGUACCACUUCCUGAUAAACCACAUCAUAGUAAGGAGUCUGAGAAACCUCAUCCCAAGCCUCCCUCUGACGGGUCUGAUGUUACACAACCAUUGAACAUCCAGAUCAGCAAAAGUCCCCUUCCUUCAUCCCUACCUGGCAGUGCCCAGGGACUCUUGGCCAUAGCUCAGCCAAUGGUGAAGACAGAAGCAGUCGAGGGGCAGGGUUCAUCUGUGACAUCUACCAUCCCCAACAGUGUCAACAAUGCAUUAGCUGCCAAAGUUCUCGAGCAUCAUCGUCAGCUCACUGAAACUAAGCCAUCAUCAUCAUCAGGAGCAUCGAUUCCCCAUCCACUACAACAAGCAACUUCCAUACCAAAGAAGGUAUGUUUCAUCUGUGGAGAAAAAUGUCUCAUUACCAAAGCACGCACUUUAUGCUCAUAUCCAAUGCGGCACGAAGCCAAGACGCCCAACAGUCAGUCAGCACCCUUCUUCCCAUUCUUAGCCAGUCGAGAUCCAGCACCAGGAGCUGAACUCAACACCGAAGAUGGAACUGUCAUAGCCUGCUCAUACUGCUUCUGCUCACUCAAUACUCAGUGGAAAGAAUUUGAAGAAUCAAAAGAUCCAGAAGACCAAGCGCGCUGGGUGAGGAAAUAUUCAGUUCAGGACUUUGUAUGCUUUGUUUGUGGAACCACAGUUGUGAGGAAAGCAAUUAGAACACUAGAAGUUCUCAAGUUCCCUUUCCUGAAGGAACAUAAAGCUCCGUCUCGCGCCCUUGUGUUCAGUAGUGGGGAGGAGAUUGGUGCAUGUAGUUCUUGUGCCUUCAGUCUUCGCCAUCAGUUUGCAGAGAAUGAAAGGAUGGGCGUCCCUGACGACCACAGAAAGUACAACUGGAUUCAGCAGCCUCAUCAGCCACAGGUCGUCGAGGAGAAUAGCAGUGAUUCGCGGGAACAGGAUGCCACUGGAAGUGAGUUGAGAGGGUACGCCAAUUUGAUGAGCUGUGAUGAUGACAGCAACAACACAAAUCCUGACAGUAGCCGGCACGGGGACGGACUACCCCAGGGUUCCAAGCCCCCUCCCCUGAACAUGCUAAGUCCGUCGGGUAGCAAGGUAGCACGCAACACUGCCACAGUGCCCCCACUCAACCAGGUGUCACCCAACAAUGGACUCAACUCUGUCAGUGGCGAUGCUGCCCUCAGUGCCACAAGAACAUCCAGUUUUGCUGCAGCUCUCCGGAAACUUGCUCACCAAGCUAAGGACCCAGAGGACCCUUCCAGCAUCAAGCACACCAGUCCUCCCAGUUCCAGCGUCAGUCCGCGUUCAUCCACCCCGAAACGUGCGCCACCACCCCUUGUAUACGCCUCACAGGCCCAAUCCCUUACCUCUCCACCGGUGGUAACCAUAGCACCCACCCAAGCACACCCAUCUGUGCUGAAUGAUAGUCGGCAGGGCCUGGAGCGAGUGUCGUCUGCUCAUAGUACAUCCUCCUCAAUCUAUGAGCCGCUCUCAUUAAAACAGGAACGAGAUCAGCGCCCUCUGUCUUCUCACUCUCGUGAUGAUGAUCGCUCAUCAAUGAAGGAUGGCCCUCAUGCACAGACACCAUCAAGAAUUCUGACACCCCAUUCCACCCCUGGUUCAAGAGAAGAUGGCUUGGUCCGUGGGUUCCAGCCUUAUCGUCCUGGGGAUGAGAUCAGACCACCUGUUCCCCUUCCAUUUGGAAUGGACCCAGCCACCUACCAGGCAGCAUAUCAACAGGCCUUCAUGCAACCUCAUCCAUACACUCAUCCGGCAUACAGACUUGAGGACCCCAUGAUGCUGGAGCGAUACCGUAUGAUGCAGCCUCCCUAUCUACCCUUCACCUCCACCGGCUCUGCUGGGGCCAUGAUGCCCCACCCAGGAAUGCAUCCUCUCCUCGCAGGCGGGCGGUACCCCCCAGAGUUGCUGCACCAGUACCCAUUUCUCUCCCCUAGUGCCCCUGGGGUGGACCCCAGAUCCCCAGCAAUGUCUGCAGAGAGAUCAAGAGCUGAGGAAGACCGACAACGAGAACUUGACAGGGAAAGAGAGCGAGAACGGGAAAGAGAAAGAGAGAAAGAAAGAGAGCGAGAAAGGGAAAAGGAACGAGAGAAGGAAAGAGAGAGGGAGGCUGAGAUUCAACGUUUGAGAGAACAACAAAGAGAGAUUGAACGAGAAAGACAGAAAAUAUUAGAAAGACACAAUGACCUAACCAACUCUCAUAAUAGUGUGCUGACUGUGCCCCUGCGAGGUCGGCACCAUGACGACAUGCGCGGUCGGCACCAUGACGACAUGCGAGGUCGGCACCACGAUGACAUACGGGUCAGGGACUCGCGACAAGAGGAAGCCUCAAAGUUUGGCUCCAUAACGCAAGGCACUCCACGAGAUCCUGGCUGCAGGGGGUCCUCUGAGUCUAGCUACAGCAAAGAUGUACGAUGGCAGGAUGUAGCAGGAGCACGAAGGGAACAUGACCGCAAUCAUUACCACCAUAAGCCCCCCGACAUCCCCUCUGUACGUCACCACGCAAGUAUGGCUGAAUCUGGAAGAAGGUAUAUGGUGGACCACCCUGAAUCUGACCAUGGCCGUGGUUCAGUCGGGAUGGAUCGAGGUCAGCCUCCGCCGCUUGUGUCCCCACGGGGUCAAGGUGAUGCUAGUCGAGGGGACAAAACAACUGAUGGUGCCAUCUUCCGACCGUUUGAAAAGCCUGCUCCUGAUUCCCAGUAUUCCCAAUAUUCACAACACCUUCAAAACUCAAAAUCAGCCGACCUGUCUGUGCCCGCCUACAGACGAUCUCAUGAUCGGGAACAGAAUGGGGAAGUCAGAGAGAGGUUUCCUGACUCUAUGGAACGUAGAGACAAUUCCAUGGCAGAUGGUUACGAUCAUCACCAGCUCAAGAAGCCCAUCAAUAUGACUCACAGUAAUCAUAACAUUGAAAGGUUUGACUUCAAGAGUUUGGCCACAGAGUUUGGCCAUCUUCCAAAAGCUGAGUCGCAAAGUGUGGACAGUCGAGUGUUGAUACCAUUCUCAGACACAACCUAUGUGCAGAAGCAGUGUGUUGAGAACCAUGUACGCAGUAAACUGGAUAUAGAGGAACAGAAACUACGUGAUUCUCGUGUCAAUGGCACCUAUUGCAGCGACAGUGAAGAUGAUGCUUUGUCCGAUGACGAGGAGCGUCGGCUUCAGCAUUUGAUGUUCAUCACCAGAGUUCCGCCACUCAAGUUUGAAGCAUCACCACCUAAAAUGAAACUGCUGGGAGAACUUGGACUUGUAACACUUAGGAGAAAGAAAGACAUUCAGUACGAGCGUCUUGGAAAGCGGCGGAAACUGCAUCGUGAACGCAGCAUAAGCCCUGUGGAAGUUGAGGAGGAGAACUGCUCUCCUCUGCCACACCCAAGUCUGGCUGAAUCUGAUGCCUUGUGUCACGACAACGACUACCCAGACAAGUGCCAGUUCCUCCACAACAUGGACCUGGGACCACUCGGUCGAGACAGAAAGAAAGAGUUGGACCAGAUCAGAACAUUUUGUGAGCAGGAGAAACAGAGGAGGCUUGGAGUCCUAGAGGAAAAUAACCGAGUUCAGAUGAAUGGAGAUGGUGAUAUCUUACCAGAAACUUCAGGUUGUGGCGUGAAACGGAAAUUUGAUGAAAUGGAAAAUAUGUCAUCCCAAUCAGAACCUGUAAAAAUUUCUCUGAGUCAGUUGCAAGCUCGUCACCAGAAACAAGGAAAACCAUCCAACCAUGUCAAGUCGAGUGCAGUAGUGUUCCCAGAGUCACGGGAUCGCCAGCUCAGUAGAGAGUUUGCGGAACAAUUCCAUGAAUCUGUUCUCCAGACAACAAGACAAAAAGAGAUAGCAAGUCGUUUAGGGUCCAGAGGGCAGGAAGAGUCCUUCAGCUCAAGACCUCUCGAACAAUCACAAGGUCCAACACUCCGCAUCAAUGCAUCAGGUGAAUCUAGUGGUUCAACACGUGAAACAGACAUCUUGGACUAUGGGGCCAAUCAAGGGUUCCGCUGGCCGGGUAUUGAAGCCAUAAUUGACUCCUAUCAAAGAUACGUAGAAGAGCAGCGCUUGGAACGCCACAUACUGACAGACCGUUGUCGGAGACUGAGAGCUGAUAACAUGGACCUGAACCGAACAGCCGAGAGACUAAGCCAUAGAGUAUCGAGUCUCCUUGAUGCAAAGCAGCAUGUAGAGGGGGAGCGGGCACAGGCGCAAAGUGCAAUAGACAGCAUGAAGAAGUGUCUCAAGUACCUGAGGUGAUGCUGACAGCACUGGAGACGCCACUGUGCAUUACAGCGUCAAAUACUACUCAAUUUCUACGGGAUCAAAUUCAGCAAUGUUCAUAUCUUUCUCAUCAGUCACUCUCUUUCAUCGUCAUGGAAACUAACUCCACGCUGAUGGCAGCAAUGGAUAAAUACUCCGUUACCAUGGCAAUCUCACGUUGCCAUGUAAACUAGUUCUUCAAGGUAACUGUUGUUACUAAUGAAAAUGUGCCCUCAGAUUUUCAAUUUGCGACAUAUCACAGCUGGAAGUGUUGUUGAGAAUGAACGUGAUUGGCAGGAGGGAAGAUUGUACUUGUCUGUGACAACUAUGGCAUCAUCGUGUGUGUCUGGGUGACACAUAUGACAUCAUCGACAUAUCUGUGAUUCCCUGCGGCCUUAUGGCACCAUGUGAUAGUUGAGCUGUCUCUGUUCAUGUCCUAGCAGAGUUCUGUCCCUUUCAGUGAUGACUUGCACAUACACCGCCUUAUUCUUAGAUAGUGAAUAUUGCUACACACCUGUUCCAAUUCAAGAAAAUAUCUAUAAAUGAAAUAUAUUUCAAUUCCCAGUAAAGUCAUGUGUUAAUGGGUUGACAGAAGACUUUAGAGAAAUGGUGGAAAUGAUAUUGCCUAUUGUGAUUGGAGACCUUGUUUGACUAGGUGUUGACAGAUGAUAUGUGACUGGCCCAUGUAGACAGGUGACACGUGACUGGCCCAUGUAGACAGGUGACAAGUGACUGGCCCUGUAGACAAGUGACAAGUGACUGGCCCUGUAGACAGGUGGCACGUGACCGGCCAUGUAGACAGGUGGCACGUGACUAGCCCUGUACACAUGCAUGGUCCUUCAGACAGGUGACAUGUGACUGGCCCUGUAGACAGGUGACAUGUGACUGGCCCUGUAGACAGGUGACACGUGACUGGCCCUGUAGACAUGUGACUGGCCCUGUAGACAGGUGACAUGUGACUGGCCCUGCAAUACUAUUGUGAAUCAUUUCUCCGUGGAAAUCUCAUGAACUGAAAUUUGUGCAAGCAUUUUUACGAUUUAAGGUAAAGAGUAUGUCUUAAAUUUUGUGAAUUUCCCAGACUAGCACACUAAUAUGGAAAUGCUGCUAGUGAAACAUAAUUGACUAGCUGAUAAUGAAUAACUAUAUGAUAAACAUAGCAUGGUUAGUUUGCAUUUACUUGUUUACAAGACUGUGUUUUGGGAGAUAUACAACAUGCAAUAGUAUUACUGGUUAUACCAAGCAAUAUGUGAAGUAUUGUAGGUAGCAGUGGUGUAAGUGAAACAUGUCAAGGUAUUAAACACUGAGUAAUCGAACAUACAUAAUGUCAAGGCAUUAAACACUGAGUAAUCGAACAUACAUAAUGUCAAGGCAUUAAACACUGAGUAAUCGAACAUACAUAAUGUCAAGGCAUUAAACACUGAGUAAUCGAACAUACAUAAUGUCAAGGCAUUAAACACUGAGUAAUCGAACAUACAUAAUGUCAAGGUAUUAAACACUGAGUAAUCGAACAUACAUAAUGUCAUGGUAUUAAACACUGAGUAAUUGAACAGAUAUAAUGUCAAUGCAUUAAACACUGAGUAAUUGGGAAGUUUCACUCAAAAUAAUUUAAAAACAAGUUAUUGUUUUAUUUAUGAAAUUUGUUUCUUGAAUUAUUUGUGCAAUAUAUAUUAUUUUUGAGUCAAAUUUUAGUCUCCAUGUAGAAUGUUUUCAGACAUUGAUUUUUGGAUGCUGAUUCCCUCUACAAUUUCUGCAAGUAGCUGAGGGUGUGUCCAUGCAUUGCCCGUUAGGUUUGGAGAAACAUGAAGCAAGGAACACUGGGAUUCCCAAGUUUGAAUGUGUGGACAUGUGGCGCAGUACGGUGCUACUGUGCUGUUUAUUUAUGAUUCUGUGUAGUAGACAGUAGUGAAGUGUGGCGAGUCACUCCUGAUGAUAAUCAUGUAUGUUUCCUAAUUGUUUCUACAAUGUGUUGAUGUGUAGUCUGUAGGCCACAUUCCUGUCACAUUUCCUUGGAAAAAAAGCAUUAAAAACUAUCCUUCUAAUGUA
Messenger RNA from Haliotis rubra (blacklip abalone), 7853 nucleotides. Its product is annotated as genetic suppressor element 1-like. Lineage: Eukaryota; Metazoa; Mollusca; Gastropoda; Lepetellida; Haliotidae. The record is from RefSeq and is a predicted model, not a curated record.